CGGGCCUCGUGGCCAAGGCACAGAAUAACCUGUUGAAUAGUUCAAUGAGUUCGGCCCAAAGUCACCACUACGCAUGCGCAAAACUAGGGCCUUUACUACGACUGUGAAAAUGAGCAAAUUUAGCAAGUCACACAACUGUUGUAUUUUAUGUCUGAAAUCGCCAUUGAAAGUACCUUAUCUUAGAUUGCAUCAAUUUCCAACAAAUGAAGAGAAAAGAAAUAUAUGGUUGAAUGCUUGUGGUUUGCAAGCUGAUGAAUAUUCGCCAAAUCGAAAGUUAUGUUCUAGACAUUUUGAUGAACCUUGUUAUAGCAAAUGUGGUUAUCGUUUAAAAUCAGAUGCGAUUCCUACAAAAUAUUUAAAAGGUCAAAUCAUACGACCAUAUUUUCAACUACCUGAAUACAAAUUAAAAAAUGAUGAACUAUUGAGUUCUCUUCAGCCAUCGAAAUCUGAAACUGUAAAUGUUAAUUCCAAACUCAAACAAUGUAUUUAGACAAAAUAAAAUUGGUAAAUUUCCAAGAUCCAUACUUGUUGCUGAAAGACAAUUAUAUACUUUGGACAACAGAUUUAAACAAAGUGCCUUCAAUUACUUACCCUGAUAUUUUCAACGAAUCUAGGAAAAAAAAUCCCCGUCAUAAGAAAAAAAA
This is a messenger RNA of Metopolophium dirhodum (rose-grain aphid), 644 nucleotides long. RefSeq lists its product as uncharacterized. The record is from RefSeq and is a predicted model, not a curated record. Gene Ontology annotation, molecular function: sequence-specific DNA binding. The transcript is spliced from 4 exons. Lineage: Eukaryota; Metazoa; Arthropoda; Insecta; Hemiptera; Aphididae. The coding region runs from base 74 to 490 and encodes 138 amino acids.